UCCUCCGCUGCCUUGUUUCCUCUACUCUCACUUUCUUAAGCCGAGACAAAGCCCGCAGUAACGCCACUUUGUCUGACCUCUUUUAAGCUCUACAGUGAAACAUGACAGACACCAUGUUUGGCAGUGAGAAUGAGCAGUGGGUCUGUCCCAAUGACAGACAACUAACGCUUAGAGCAAAGUUACGUACAGGUUGGUCUAUCCACACAUUUCAGUCAGAGAGACAGAGGAAAGCUCAGACAAUUAAGAAAACCGAGCUGGAUCUCAUCAUGAGUGUCAUCCACCGCGCUGAGCAGCUCGAGCUCAUUGAGCAACAUCGGAUUGGGGGUCUAGUGGAGCGCCUGGAGAACAUGAGGAGGUCUGCAGUGGGAAACGGCCUUUCACGGUGUCUGCUGUGUGGAGAGGUGUUUGGUCUGCUGGGCUCUUCGUCCGUCCUCUGUUUGGACUGCUGCAUGAAGGUGUGCACCAAAUGCGGAAUCGAGACACCAGGCAGUCAAAAAAGGGCUCAAUGGCUUUGCAAGAUCUGCAGUGAACAGAGAGAG
Messenger RNA from Rhinichthys klamathensis goyatoka, 539 nucleotides. Its product is annotated as rab effector Noc2-like. The transcript is spliced from 5 exons. The annotation marks the transcript as partial. Gene Ontology annotation, biological process: intracellular protein transport. Gene Ontology annotation, molecular function: small GTPase binding. The record is from RefSeq and is a predicted model, not a curated record. Lineage: Eukaryota; Metazoa; Chordata; Actinopteri; Cypriniformes; Leuciscidae.